AUGACACAACAAGGUGACUUACGCUACCAACUACCAACUCCGCAAGACAGUCAGUUAUUGGCUGAUAUCGGCCAAGCAAUAGCGAAACGGACACAAACUGAUGAGAACCCAGAUCGGUACUCCGGAGGGACGUACGCCCAAGAAGACUUUGACAUCUCUGGACAUGUGGAAACGGCGAAUAUGGAUAAUGCAGCGAAUGACAAUCAACAACAAGCUCUCACAGAAGCAAUGACACCACUUAAUAUCCUAUCUCAACAACUAGGCAUCCAGGAGUCUCAGUCCGACUUGCAUAAUCUGCGCUCUAUGGUUCCCGAAUCACUCGGACAAAAGACUGCUGAAGAAUCAAACAACAAUUCAACGUCGAAUACGGCUUAUGUCACGCUUCGAGAUGUUGAACGUGAGAGCGGGUCACGCGACUUUGAAACUAGUUCGCCCUUUGAACGUGAGGCUAUUCAAGUGGUGGUCGACAAUGUAUCGUUGCAUGCCAAUAGUACUGCGGAACUAGCAAAUAAUAACCAUUCAACGUCUGAUGGAAACGUUAUCAAUGAUGGACAGCAGCAAGAGCUCCCUGAACUCGGAGGUGAUGAAAAGACGACGGAAUCACAAAUUUCGAUUAGUAAAUCUCUCCAAAUGCAGGGUCACUACUAUCAACGGAUGGCAGACGCUUUUGCGAACAUAGAAUUUGUUAGAUUGGAGCCAGGCAGCGAUGAUGACAAACCUGUAUCAGCACGGCUUAGAAAAAGGGAAAGUUAUCCACAGUAUCGCGAAGUAUUAUACUCGACACGUAGGCACAAAGGAAAAAGAAAAAAGACAGGAAGAAGCCGGAGUACAAGUGUCGCAAGCAUGGACUCACGCGGAGAAUCGAAUAUUUCAACAAACAAUCCUUCACAAAGAAGUCGUAGCGCGAGUGUUGAAAGCACGGCGUCGCGCGAAGAACCACAAAUUUCAAUUCCCAAGCGUCGUCCUCGCAGAGGCCGCAGUACGAGUGCAUUAUCACGUGAAUUAAUAAUAUCAUCACCAAGGCGUCGUCUGCGAAGAAGUCGUAGCGUCAACGUUGUAUCACGUGGAAGUUCAACACCAAAGCGUCGUGCUCGUAGAAGUCGUAGUGUCAACGUUGUAUCGCGUGAAGUUUCAACUCCAAAGCGUCGAGGUCGCAGCGUCAACGUAUCACGUGAAGUUUCAACACCAAAAAGUCUCAAGCGUCGUCUGCCAAGAAAUCGUAGUAAUAGCGCUGCAAGCACUUCUAGGAUUGUUAAACGUCCACGAGGAUCUACGUCGAUUCGUGGGAAGCGUAGGGCGCGUGCUAAUAAAAGAUCAACAGAACUGACGUCUCUGGAAGAACAGGUGGAAGAAGGGACUGCUUCUAGGGAAGAUACAAUUGACGAAGAUUCACAUGACAUUAAUGACAGAUCUGCUCCUGAAACAAUAGAAGAACAAUCUGAUGGACGAAAUAGCCUUCAAGAAGAUGAUACUGAUGGUGAAAGUGGUAGUAUUGAAUUGAAAUCGGCACGCAGUUCACGUGGUAGAUUAAGAGGUGCUCGGCGUGGUCGAGGUGGUCGAAGAAGUGCGAGCACUCCUAGAGUUGCCAGACGUUCUCGAACACCGGCAACACGCGGGAGGCGCCCGCGCCGUGCCAAUAGUAAUAAGUUGACAUCUGCAGAAGUACAGACAGAAGAAGAGGCUGUCUCCAAGGAAGAUACAGUUAACGAAGACUCGCAUGAUGUCAAUAACAAAUCUGCGUCUGAAACGAUGGAUGAACAUAGUAGCUUCCGAGACGAUGACAGUGAUAAUGAAAAUAGUAGCGUUGAACUGAAGUCAGUACGCAAUCCACGUGGUAGAGUAAGAGGUGCUCGACGUGGUCGAGGAAGUCGAAGGGGUGCGAGCACUUCUGGAGUUACCCGACGUUCUCGAACAUUGUCAACUCGUGGGAAGCGCGCCCUCCAUGCUAAUAGUAAUAAGUUGAUUUCUGCCGAAGAGCAGACGGAAGAAGGGACUAUCUCCAAGGAAGAUACAGUUGACGAAGAUUCGCAUGAUGCUAAUAACAAAUCUGCGUCUGAAACGAUGGAAGAACAGUCUGAUGAACAUAGUAGCUUCCAAGAAGAUGACAGCGGUAGUGAAAGUAGUAUUGAAUUGAUGUCGAUACGCAGUCCACGUGGUAAGGGAAGACGCGGUCGAGGAAGUCGAGGGGGCCGAGGUCGGGGAAGUCGUAAAGGAGGGUCACCGGUUGGGCGAAGCUUAUCUCCGAGUAUAUCUCCGGAUGUGGUCGAAUUGAUUGUGGAAAAUCCUAUGAAUCCUAUAGCUCUUGAUGUUGAGAGCACUUCCACAGUUGUCAGACGUUCUCGAACGUUGGUCACUACCACAUCGACGCGUACAUUGCGUGCUAAUAAUAAAUCAAAAAGGCAGACAGCUUUGGAAGAGCAAGCGGAAGAAGGGGCUAUUUCCAAGGACGAUACGGUUGACGAAGACUCGCAUGACGUUAAUAGCAAAUCUGCGUCUGAAACAAUAGAAGAAAGACCCGAUCGACAGAAUCGCUUCCAACGGGAUGACAGUGAUAGUGAAAAUAGUAGUAUUGAAUUGAAGUCGAUACGCAGUCCACGUGGUAGGGGAAGGGGGGGAAAUCGUGGCCGAGGCAAUCGUAAUCGAGGUAGGGGGGGCCGUACGGGAGAAUUACACCUCAAACAAAGUCUGUCCCCAAGCUUACCUUCGGAUGUGGUCGAACUGAUUGCGGAGAAUCCUACAGUUCUUGAAAACGCAGUAAAGGCCUUGGCAUCCACUAAUUACGAUUUGCUUGGAAGUACGACUCCGAUUGCUAGUCCAUCGACGCCGUCAAGCGAUAGAGCACGUAGUCCCAACCGAUACCGAAUGACACCUCGGUCGCCGACUCCAUCCUUUAAUUAUGCCUUUGAUCGUAGUGCUAGUGCUAAUUCUAGUCCUACGCCGAGUGUUGGACGUAGUUCGCCGACAAGUUCGAGGACGUGGACUGACAUUCAUUGGAAGCAGUUGAAGAUUUUGUACAGAGAGACAAGGAUAGCAUAUAUUCGAUCAGGAAAAGAAGUUAUUGGGAAUACAGAAUUUUAUCAAGCGGUUGCUAACAAGUUUUGCGAGUUGGAUUCGCGUAACCUCUUAUUUUUACGGGACCUGAAAGUUCGUGUAAAGAGUAUAGAACGAGCGGAAUUGUCCCGUAACACCGAGCGAAGGGAUAGCAUGGAUAGUACUAUAUCAUAUAAUAGUGUUAAUCUGUUUAAUAGAGAAUAUUCUAAUCUAAGGGAAGGAAGUCCCGCGGGGACACCCAAAAAACGAAAAUUGAGCGAAAUUGAUUCGACUUCUGAGACGCAGAAUGCCGAAGACGAAGAUCAACACAAACGAAAAAAGGUAUACGAAACUCCAACGCGGCUGUCUAGCUUUAUUAGUAAAUGGUUUGGAGAUCGGUGGACGUCUCCAAGCGGUAGUCAAGUGCAUUCACCUGUUAUCGGCGAAGAUGAGAAUGAAGUAAACACGUCGGAACUGACACAAUCACCUACCCCGAGUAAGAAUCCUAAAGACUAA
Paraglomus occultum is the source of this 3546-nucleotide messenger RNA. NCBI's taxonomy places the organism in Eukaryota, Fungi, Glomeromycota, Glomeromycetes, Paraglomerales, Paraglomeraceae. The record is from the annotation of a GenBank genome assembly.